UUUCUCUAUGAUUGUGCGAGCUUCUUCCGAGUUCAGAGAGAGAGAGAGAGAGAGAGAGAGAUAUGGGAAGCGAUAGCGAAGCUGAGAGAGCACGGAAAGAGAAGGAGAAGGAGAGGAAGAAGAAGUUGUCGCUGGCUCCCAUUGCCAAGCCUCUCGCCGGCAAGAAGCUGUGCAAGCGGACCUUCAAGCUCGUGCGUCGAGCUGCCGAACAGAAAUGCUUAAAAAGAGGCGUGAAGGAGGUGGUCAAGAGCAUCAGGCGUGGUCACAAAGGAUUAUGUGUCAUUGCUGGCAACAUAUCACCGAUUGAUGUGAUCACUCAUGUCCCCAUUUUGUGUGAAGAGAAUGAUAUCCCCUAUAUAUAUGUUCCCUCGAAGGAGGAUCUAGCAAAUGCUGGAGCAACGAAGAGGCCAACAUGCUGUGUUCUGGUACUUACGAAGCCGACAAAGGGUGAAUUAGGUCCAGAAGAGCAAGAAAAAUUAAAGGCUGAUUAUGACGAAGUUGUAACAGAAGUAUCUGAACUUACCUCUACUCUUUUCUAAAAGGUGGCCAUACUUGGGGUUCUGCUUCUUUAUGCUCAUUGCUUUGCUAGUUCUGGCUAUUGUAUUGUUCGGUGUAGCCUACUGAUCUCUGCAGUUUAUGUGGUGCCACGGCACAUCUAUAAAUUCACGUAUGCGCAUCUAAAGCAGGUGCCAAAAUAACUGGUACAACAAUAUCAGUAUGAGGGAUUUCCUUUCGGUGUGUCAUGAACAGGAAUGCAAAUGAAUUCUUGCGACAUCA
Rhodamnia argentea is the source of this 777-nucleotide messenger RNA. Its product is annotated as H/ACA ribonucleoprotein complex subunit 2-like protein. Bases 63 to 539 code for a protein of 158 amino acids. The record is from RefSeq and is a predicted model, not a curated record. The transcript is spliced from 4 exons. Gene Ontology annotation, molecular function: box H/ACA snoRNA binding. Lineage: Eukaryota; Viridiplantae; Streptophyta; Magnoliopsida; Myrtales; Myrtaceae. Gene Ontology annotation, biological process: snRNA pseudouridine synthesis; rRNA pseudouridine synthesis. Gene Ontology annotation, cellular component: nucleolus; box H/ACA snoRNP complex.